Messenger RNA from Lytechinus pictus (painted urchin), 1422 nucleotides. RefSeq names its product suppressor of tumorigenicity 14 protein homolog. Gene Ontology annotation, biological process: acrosome reaction. The transcript has 10 exons. NCBI's taxonomy places the organism in Eukaryota, Metazoa, Echinodermata, Echinoidea, Temnopleuroida, Toxopneustidae. The coding region runs from base 1 to 1422 and encodes 473 amino acids. The record is from RefSeq and is a predicted model, not a curated record. Gene Ontology annotation, molecular function: serine-type endopeptidase activity; protein binding.
AUGCAAAUGAAAAACGUGAAAGAUAUCAAGAAAAUUUCAGACGGGGUUCUGAUAUUACAUGACCCGGAAACACAAUCAAAGACAAACUUUGACCUCGCCCAGGUUCCUCCGGUUGACAUUUCCACCUCGUCUCAUCUCAACCUGAAAAUUCUAUCAGGUCUCUUGACCGCUACAUCAGAUGUCAUUGCUUCUUUUGGGUAUGUAGAUAAACCAGGCUGCAAGGGAAAAGAAACUGACACUGUCCACUCAUGCACAGAGAGCACUGGUCUUUUCUUCUCACCAAACUACUUCGAUCUGUACCCUCCAAACCUCGACCGUUCCUGGGAGAUCAGUACCCGGCCUUGGUCCCAAAUCAUCCUCCGUUUUAUCGAAUUCGACGUCGCUUCCCUCGAUGAGCGGUGCCAAGAGGACUUUGUGGUUGUCACUGACGUAUCGAAUUCGGCAAUCAUCGGGCGCUUCUGCAGUCAGACACCUCCGUCGGGCGACUACAUGUCUUCUUUAAACAGGAUGCGUCUUUCUUUUCACUCUGAUGGCAUUGAAGGUGGCGCGGGAUUCUUGGCAGAAUAUGAUACAGGGCAUCUGAUACCUGAUGUGUUCUCGGCAUCUAAUUUUACCAAUGAAACUUGUCAGACGGGUUGGGACUACUUCCGGCGAUCCUGCUAUAAGCUCUUUGUCAGCUCUGUCGUCAUAACAUGGAACGAGGCAGAGGCAGAAUGUGAAACCGUAGAGGACGCACACUUGAUCAGUAUUCACGAUAAGGAUGAGAUGACGAUGCUGCACUAUAUGAUCUCAACUCAAUGGCAGACUGUAGAUACAAAGACGUACAUAGGCCUCGGACAUAGGGACCAAAGAGGGGUAUUCAAAUGGACUGAUGAAACACCCAUGUCUUAUACUGAUUGGUAUAUUCCCCAAUACAAUGAAGAAGGAGAAAAACAACCAGACGGCGGAAUGUUAGAAGCAUGUACAAUGCUAGUCUUUGAUCCAGCCACAUCGACGGAUCUUUCGACAGAUCUUUGGCAUGAUGUUGCCUGUGCUUCUCCUGAAACGAGGCAGUUUGUUUGCAAAACCCAAGCUACAGGUUCGCAGUGGAAUUCAACAGUUCAUAUCUACAAGCCAGAUUCUAUUGGACAAUGCGAUCCCGGACUAUUCCAUUGUAGCUCAGGGGAAUGCAUACGUGACGUCUUUGUAUGUGACGGUGCCAAAUAUUGCAAAGACUUCAGCGACGAAAAUGACUGCUUUGCAGGUUGCGAUGAAAACCAAUAUGAAUGUCAAGAUGAGUUAUGCAUAUCGAUUUCGUUUGUCUGUGACACCAUUUCUGAUUGUGAGGAUAAUUCGGAUGAAAUUAAUUGCGCGCAUCUCAACCAAUGGACCGCGAAGCUGUAUCAGGUGGGUCGCAAGAAGCUCCAGAAGGAGAAAAAAUAG